This is a messenger RNA of Megalops cyprinoides (Indo-Pacific tarpon), 2896 nucleotides long. RefSeq lists its product as uncharacterized. Gene Ontology annotation, molecular function: protein binding. The record is from RefSeq and is a predicted model, not a curated record. The transcript is spliced from 7 exons. Bases 303 to 1913 code for a protein of 536 amino acids. Lineage: Eukaryota; Metazoa; Chordata; Actinopteri; Elopiformes; Megalopidae.
AGCCCUCAAGACAACAACUGCAGUAUGGUCUCUCAGCCAGCCAGCCUAUAUCAGGGAAGUAGCUCACCUCCCAAAGGUCAGCACUAUUCUAUUCGCUUCUGAACUUCACAGAACAGCUGCACUUUCUGUCUCCCUUCCUUGGAACAGUUUCGUUGCCUGGGUUGUAUAAAAAAGUAAACUCUCACAUGGCUCACUGCUUUGCUGCUUCCUAGAAAGGGGAACUCUAAAAGGAAAGGUACACGGAGGAGCCGAGCAUCAGCUAUCACAUUUCUGAAGAUGAAAGCACUGUAGCUUAUUCAAAGAUGGAUUACAGCGUGUGGAUUCCCACUGCAAUACUGCAGGUGUUGUUCUGUGGAUUUGCAGCAGGUCAUAAUCUCUCAGGCCCUGAUAAUGUGACGGUAGUGAUUAAGGACGGCCAAGCAACAGUAUUCUGGGACCCCCCUGAAUGGGCCCCGUCACUUGCACAUUACCAAGUGGAGUUAAAAAGGUAUAGCCGUUCAGAUGACUGGAGCGCUGUGCCAGCAUGCAAUUCGACACGUCUCACCUGCUGUGACAUCUCUGACAUCAUCAGGCCUUUGGACUAUUAUUUUGUGCGGGUUCGACUUGUCACCGAGCACAUUGCCUCCCAGUGGACAAGGGGAAGAAGAAAAUUGUGCUUGGCAGAGAGUGAGCUGCUGCCUCCUGCCUUCAUCUUGCUGGCCAACUCAAGUUCACUGAGGGUCAAAGUUCACACCAACCCCACCCUGAAGAAGAUCUUCCUGUCUGGGCUGCUGUACAGAAUCUACCUGAAAGAGGUGGGACAGAAAAACCAGACGGCUAGCAUGGUUCUAACGGCGGAUAGCUACAACGAGGAUGAAAAAGAGGGGCUUUUCAACUACCUUCAGUGGGGUCACGAGUACUGCAUCAGUGGAACGGUGGAGGCCAUCACAAGAACCACCAUCAGCAAAGUCUCCACAGAGCACUGCAUCAUCCUGCCACGACCAGAGUGGUACAAAAUCCUGAUAAUGGGCUUGGUUGCACUGGCUCUCAUGGCAGUCCUGGGCCCUGUGGUCCUUCUGGUGCGGUGCAUGGCAAAGCCUCCUGAGAAGCUGCCCAUCACACUGACAUCGUCAGUGAGGGGUUGGCGUCCAUUGAGUGUCACAGAGACCCAAGUGGAGAGCGUGACAGACAAAGGAUGGCUGCUGAUGAGCAGACAGGUGCAGGGAAAGAGUGGAGAAAUGGAAGAGAAAUCCACCAUUACAACAGAGGAGAGGGACGGAGAAGACCGAAGGGACAGCACAGACAGUGGAGUGGGCAUGGGCCAGACAGAUGGAGAGCGAGGCCAAGGGGAGGCAGGGUGGCAGCAAGAGGACAGCGGCUGUGGAAGCCUGGGCUGCAGCAGCAGUGGUGGAUUUGAAGAGCCCCCCCUGCUGGAUGGGAGGAAUAACAGCUAUGGUAGCACACAAAUUGAGGACAGUGGAGCAGGGCUGGAGCACCACAAAGAUAGUGGGGUGGAGUGGGAGGAAUGUGGGAUGAUGACAUCUGCGCUGGUGGUAGUGGGGGAUGGGUACCGCCACCAGGCACCCACUUCUGUGGAGGUCUUGUCCUAUGAGCGCAAAGUGAAGGGAGAGGGAACACCAAGUGAGCAGGACAGAAGUUUAUUGGCUACCACAGAGUAUAGGCAGAGCCAAUAUCACACUUCCCCAACCACCCAGUUCCCUGAUGAUUUCCUAAUAAAGAACUUCAGCCUCCAAACUGCGGGAAUCCAAGUGCAAGAAGGCACACCAUUCCUUCUCCACCCUUCGAUCACAUGCUCCACUGAAUCUGCUGGCCUGAUCUUUGCACCACAACUCCCCUUGAUAAAGGAAGGACUAGAAUGCUACAUGAAGGCUCAUUCCCUCUCAUUACAGGAUGUGGAACUAACCUUUGGGUAGCCAACCACAUACUCCCCCAGGUGAAAGAAGCGAGGGUGUAUGAAUGCAGGAGGGUGCAGUUUUCAAAACCCCAAAGGUUUCAGGUGACGACAACGCACCUAAAGAAGUCUCGCUUUUUAUUCUCAACUCAGAGAUCACCUGGAAGUGGCACUUACCUAUUGCCUCCAAAAAUUCAUGUACUGAAAAGAUACACAGAAAAACGGAUGGGACUUGGUCUAAAUUUGAAACGCAUGUACAACCAGACAAAGAACAGACUGAGGAGAAUGGCUGAGAAAUUGACUGGCAGAAGUGCACAGAAAUAGAGACCCACACUGUUGAAUAAGACUUAGCAGGUGUUCUUUAGGGGCACAGCUGAAUAAAAGCCAGGAAAUGUUCUUUUGGGGCAGAGCCGAGUACAUGGGGAACCCCCACAAAUGCUUCCUCAUUUCCUUUUUUUCAACUGACAAGAAACAGCUUAGCAGACAUGAAACCACACAUGGCUGGUAAUACCCAAAGUUGAGGGCUUGAUGAAAGUCUUUGAGGCAAAAAUUGCUGGUCUGACAGACCUGCAAUGACAGCUGAAGAUGUGUUUUAUGUUUGCUACAUAGAGCGCCUCUGUUCUUGCUCUUGUGUCUUACUUGUGCCUUAUUUAACAUUUCACUCACUUCCCUUCUAUAUUUACUGUGAUUUUUACUUUAGUUCACAUAUAAAUGCAAUGAUCACUUUUUUCCAUACAAACACCUUAAGCUCAAUAAUCACCUAUAUUAAUAAAAAUGUGUUUCUUUUGGUAAAAAGUACAACCUGCACUUAUUUAGUUGAACUAGACGUGGACUAGGCUUAGUUCAAGACAAACUGCAGCUGAAUCCAGGCCUCAGUGUCAUACUGGAAUAGUGUUUAACUCGCAAGGUGUGCAUCCAUUUAAUGAGAUGUCUAACCAUUUAAAACAUCAAAAAGCAGUCAUUACUGAAUAACAUUUUUAGCGCUUAGCUAUCAAACUUUCAUGA